AUGUCUGAGGAAUAUAUUAUCAAGCCAGAAUCUACUGGCCCAUCAGUUGACACUUCUGAGUGGCCACUUUUGUUGAAAAACUAUGACAAAUUGGAAGUCCGUAGUGGUCAUUAUACCCCAAUCCCUACCGGUUGUUCUCCAUUGAAGAGAGACCUCAAGUCCUACAUUUCUUCUGGUAUCAUUAACUUGGACAAGCCAUCCAACCCUUCUUCCCAUGAAGUUGUUGCCUGGAUUAAGAGAAUUCUCAGAGCUGAAAAGACCGGUCACUCUGGUACUUUGGAUCCUAAGGUCACCGGGUGUUUGAUUGUCUGUGUCGACAGAGCCACCAGAUUAGUCAAAUCUCAACAAGGUGCCGGUAAAGAGUAUGUUUGUAUUGUCAGAUUGCACGAUGCUUUGAAAGACGAAAAAGACGUUGCCAGAUCAUUGGAAAACUUGACUGGGGCUUUGUUCCAAAGACCACCAUUGAUUUCCGCCGUCAAGAGACAGUUGCGUGUUAGAACCAUUUACGAUUCUAAGCUCAUUGAAUUUGACAACAAGAGAAACUUGGGGGUUUUCUGGGCCUCUUGUGAAGCUGGUACUUAUAUGAGAACCUUGUGUGUCCAUAUGGGUAUGUUGUUGGGCGUUGGGGGUCAUAUGCAAGAAUUGAGAAGAGUCAGAUCCGGUGCCCUUAGCGAAUCCGAUAACUUGGUUACUUUGCACGAUGUUCUUGAUGCUCAAUGGGUUUACGACAACACCAGAGACGAAUCCUACUUGAGAAGAAUUGUCCAACCUUUGGAAACCCUUCUUACAUCCUACAAGAGAAUUGUUGUCAAGGAUUCCGCCGUCAACUCUGUCUGUUACGGGGCUAAGUUGAUGAUCCCAGGUUUGUUGAGAUACGAGAAAGGCAUUGAAUUGUACGACGAAGUUGUCUUGAUGACCACCAAGGGUGAAGCCAUCGCCAUUGGUAUUGCCCAAAUGUCCUCUGUUGACUUGGCCACUUGUGACCACGGUAACGUUGCCAAGGUCAAGAGAUGUAUCAUGGAAAGAGACACCUACCCAAGAAGAUGGGGUUUGGGUCCAAUUGCUCAAAAGAAGAAGCAAAUGAAGACCGAAGGGAAAUUGGACAAGUACGGUCGUGCCAACGAAAACACUCCAGCUUCAUGGAAGAAGGAUUACGUUAGUCUUGAAAACGUCGAACCAGCUGCACCAUCUACUGCUUCUACUACCGAGCCAGAAACCGCCAAGGCUGAAGAACCAGCUGUUCCAGCCAAGAAGGAAGAAGAAGAACAAGUAGAAGAAGAAUCCGAAUCAAAGAAGGAGAAGAAGGAAAAGAAGGAAAAGAAGAGAAAGGCCGAAGCUGAAGAUGAAGAUGAAGAUAAGAAAUCUAAGAAGUCCAAGAAGGAGAAGAAGGAGAAGAAGGAGAAAAAGGAAAAAAAGGAAAAGAAAGAAAAGAAAAGUAAAAAAGAUUAA
This is a messenger RNA of Saccharomycopsis crataegensis, 1449 nucleotides long. It is a transcript of the gene CBF5, whose product is annotated as pseudouridine synthase CBF5. Gene Ontology annotation, molecular function: pseudouridine synthase activity; RNA binding. The record is from RefSeq and is a predicted model, not a curated record. Gene Ontology annotation, cellular component: box H/ACA snoRNP complex. Gene Ontology annotation, biological process: snRNA pseudouridine synthesis; mRNA pseudouridine synthesis; box H/ACA sno(s)RNA 3'-end processing. Bases 1 to 1449 code for a protein of 482 amino acids. The transcript has a single exon. Lineage: Eukaryota; Fungi; Ascomycota; Saccharomycetes; Ascoideales; Saccharomycopsidaceae.